Messenger RNA from Fragaria vesca subsp. vesca, 878 nucleotides. RefSeq lists its product as uncharacterized. The coding region runs from base 36 to 746 and encodes 236 amino acids. The record is from RefSeq and is a predicted model, not a curated record. NCBI's taxonomy places the organism in Eukaryota, Viridiplantae, Streptophyta, Magnoliopsida, Rosales, Rosaceae. Gene Ontology annotation, cellular component: nucleus. The transcript has 3 exons. Gene Ontology annotation, biological process: regulation of DNA-templated transcription. Gene Ontology annotation, molecular function: protein binding.
AGAGAGAGAGAGAGAUUAUGGGAUAAGAUAUUAAGAUGAGGUACCAUUCGUUCUUAAGAAGUCCAAAGAAGGAGGAACAGCAGGUCCCGGAUAGUGCAAAUUCUUCUGAGGAAUUCUCUGACACUACCAAAGAUGGUUAUGUCAAUGGUAAGGUUGAUAUCAUGGAUGACUUGGAGCGAAUUUGGGGGAUUGAUGAAGAUGGAGACGAAGAGGACGAUGAGAAGCCACAGAAGAAUCACAACAUGUUUGCUGGUCAGGAACUUAACUGGGAUUUCAUGGAUUGGGAUGAGUUUCCUAAUGGUGAGGAAGGGGAUGGAGAGGUAGAGAAUGAAGUGUUUGGUGAUUCAGAGAGGUGCUUUUUCGAAGAGGAAAGCUACUGUAAGAAGGUUGUGAAGAAAGAGAGCAGUACUGUUGGGUUUUGGAAUGAUGAUGAGGAUAUGAAGAAGGUGCAAUUGAAUUUGAACUUGAAUUAUCAAGAAGUAUUGGAUGCUUGGUCUGAUCGUGGCUCUCUUUGGGCUGAGGAUUGUUCAUCGCAUUCUUCCAUGGCUGCUAGCAAUGGCAAUUAUAUGGGAGAGGUUCCAGUAAUGGAAGAAGAGAAAAGUAUAAGAAGGGAGGCAAGUGUUCUGAGGUACAGAGAGAAACGCCAGUCUAGACUCUUCUCCAAGAAGAUAAGGUACCAAGUCCGCAAGCUCAAUGCAGAUAAAAGACCUAGACUCAAGGGUCGAUUUGUGAAGAGAGUUUCGUGAUACAUCCAUGAAAUAUCUCAGCAAAAUAUCUCAUCCAACCCGUCGACUUUUCCUUUCCAGAAAAUAUCUUCCUCCUAACUACGUGGAAAUACGAACCAAUGAUGAAACAUAUCUCUAUUUAUUUUUCUGGAA